CAGCAAAGGCUUCAUCGAAAGACCCCCGGCUACUGGGUCAGAUUCCUCAUCAAGGAUUUUUGAACUGGUUCAUGCUAAAAUCUAUUCCCAACCUUUACUUGAUAGGGUUAUUUCACCGGCUAGGGUCCCUCAAUCAAUCGAGAAGCAUAAGCCAAUACCAUCCACCGCCGCUCAGUUCACCGUCGACGAAAUGACGAAACGUUCGGUGGACGACAUCGGAACAGUAUUGGAAACCGGCAAGAAGCCCGUCUUCCUCACCAAAGCGGAGCGCGAAAAACUAGCCCUCCAACGCCGAGAUGAAGAAAUUGCCGAACAGAAACGCCGUGCUCAACAGCCCCUCCCACAAAACCGACCAUCCCCAUACCCCUCCGACCGCCACCGUGACCGUGACCGUGGUCGAGAAAGAGAAAGGGAAAGGGAAAGGGAAAGGGAUCGCGACUCGGAGCGGCGGAACCGGGAGCGAGAGCGCGAGGAAGAGCAAAAGGUUCGGGAGCGAGCUCGAUUGGAGAAAUUGGAGGAGCGAGAGCGAGAGAAAGAGCUCGAUGCGAUUAAAGAGCAGUAUUUGGGAUCCAAAAAGCCGAAGAAACGGGUGAUUAAGCCCAGCGAGAAGUUUCGUUUCUCAUUCGAUUGGGAAAACACUGAGGACACCUCCCGUGACAUGAAUUCCCUCUAUCAAAAUCCUCACGAGGCUCGCCUCCUGUUUGGUCGAGGGUUUCGUGCUGGAAUGGAUCGAAGAGAGCAAAAGAAGCUCGCCGCUAAGAAUGAGAAAGAGCUGAGAGACGAAAUUCGGAAGAAGGAUGGAAUUGAGGAGACACCUGGGGAGGCUGCGGCGCAGAGACUGAAAGAAGAGGCGGCUGAUUUGUACGAUACUUUCGAUAUGAGGGUGGAUCGCCAUUGGUCCGAGAAGAAGCUCGACGAAAUGACUGAGAGAGAUUGGAGAAUUUUUCGGGAAGAUUUCAAUAUUUCAUACAAGGGUUCUAGGAUUCCUCGGCCUAUGAGAAAUUGGACUGAGAGUAAGCUGCAUCCAGACCUACUCAAGGCGGUAGAGAGAGCCGGUUACAAAACUCCAUCUCCCAUUCAAAUGGCCGCGAUUCCACUUGGAUUGCAGCAGCGUGAUGUGAUCGGCAUUGCUGAGACUGGUUCAGGUAAGACUGCUGCAUUUGUUCUUCCUAUGCUGACUUACAUAUCUAGACUCCCUCCGAUUCAAGAAGAAAAUGAGGCAGAGGGGCCUUAUGCCGUUGUGAUGGCACCUACUCGAGAACUUGCGCAGCAAAUUGAGGAUGAGACUGUCAAGUUUGCGCAUUAUAUGGGUAUCAAAGUCGUUUCGAUCGUUGGUGGCCAGUCCAUUGAAGAGCAAGGGUUUAGGAUUAGGCAAGGGUGUGAGGUUGUCAUUGCCACACCUGGGCGUCUAAUUGAUUGCUUGGAGAGACGUUAUGCUGUUCUGAAUCAGUGUAAUUAUGUCGUUCUUGAUGAGGCUGAUAGAAUGAUUGAUAUGGGUUUUGAGCCACAAGUCGUGGGCGUCUUGGAUGCAAUGCCUUCGAGCAAUUUGAAACCAGAGAACGAGGAUGAGGAGCUUGAUGAAAAGAAAAUUUAUAGGACCACCUAUAUGUUCAGUGCUACCAUGCCACCUGCUGUGGAGCGGCUUGCAAGGAAGUACUUGAGGAAUCCUGUUGUUGUGAAUAUUGGCACGGCCGGAAAGGCAACUGACCUAAUUACACAGCAUGUGAUUAUGAUGAAGGAAUCAGAGAAAAUGUUUAGGCUUCAGAAAUUCCUGGAUGAUCUUGGAGAUAAGACAGCAAUUGUUUUUAUAAACACUAAGAAGUCUGCAGAUAAUGUUGCAAAAUCCUUGGAUAAGGCGGGUUAUCGUGUGACAACUUUGCAUGGUGGGAAGUCGCAGGAACAGAGAGAAAUUAGUUUGGAAGGUUUUAGGACCAAGAGAUACAAUGUACUGGUUGCAACUGAUGUAGCUGGACGUGGAAUUGAUAUACCUGAUGUGGCCCAUGUCAUUAAUUAUGAUAUGCCUGGAAAUAUUGAAGCAUACACACAUCGUAUUGGACGAACAGGUCGUGCAGGGAAGACUGGUGUAGCCACAACAUUCUUGACUCUGCAUGACUCUGAUGUCUUCUAUGAUCUCAAGCAGAUGCUUAUUCAGAGCAACAGUCCUGUGCCGCCUGAAUUAGCAAGACACGAGGCUUCAAAAUUCAAGCCGGGAGCAAUUCCUGACAGACCACCUAGGCGCAAUGAAACGCUUUUUGCUCAUUGA
Ilex paraguariensis (yerba mate) is the source of this 2263-nucleotide messenger RNA. NCBI's taxonomy places the organism in Eukaryota, Viridiplantae, Streptophyta, Magnoliopsida, Aquifoliales, Aquifoliaceae. The record is from the annotation of a GenBank genome assembly.